AAGGCCUGGCCGUGAGUUUGGAUAUAUUAUAGUGGGAAUGAUGGGGACCAAGAUGAAAAGAGCUGGGUUUCUGAGUCUCCUGUGCCUCAGCAUCGGUUUACUAGCACAGGCCCAACAAUCUCCGCUGCGAGUUCCUCUCAAGAAACGCACGCUCGAUGCCGAGCAAGUCAGAGCCACUCAGACGGCGCUGCAUGCACGCAAUGUGAGGAAUGUGGCCAACGCUCUGCGCGGCGAACCCGAGGAGGCAGACAUCCCGCUGCUCGACUUCCUUGAUGCUCAGUAUUAUGGAGAGAUCGGCUUGGGCACGCCAGAACAGAAAUUCACGGUCGUGUUCGACACUGGAAGCUCCAACCUGUGGGUGCCCUCCUCACAGUGCAGCUACUUCGACCUGGCCUGCCUGCUCCACAACAAGUUCUAUGCCUCCAAGUCACGGACGUACCAGGCCAAUGGCACGGACUUUGCCAUCCAGUACGGCAGCGGGUCGCUGUCGGGCUUCUUCAGCACAGAUGUGCUGUCCCUGGGCAGCCUGAAUGUGCAGAACCAGACCUUUGCCGAGGCCACCAAGGAGCCAGGCCUCGCCUUUGUCGCCGCCAAGUUUGACGGCAUCCUGGGCCUGGCCUUCCCGGAGAUCAGCAUCGGCGAAGUGACACCGCCAUUCCAGAACAUGGUGCAGCAGGGGCUCGUGCCGGAGCCGGUGUUCUCCUUCUGGCUCAACCGCAACGACCCCUCCGGCCCAGGCGGCGAGCUUGUCCUCGGCGGUGUUGACCCCUCUCACUACACCGGGGAGCACCUCUGGGUGAACGUGACGCGGCGUGCAUACUGGCAGUUUGACCUGGGCGGCAUCAGCGUGCCAGGCACCAACAGCCCCUGUGCGGACGGCUGCCAGGCCAUCGCUGACUCUGGUACAUCGCUGAUCGUGGGCCCGAGUGAUGAGAUCGCCGAGAUCAACCGAGCCAUCGGCGCCAAGGGCGUCCUGCCUGCGGAGUGCCGUGAGCUGGUGCGGCAGUACGUGCCGGAGAUCAUGAAGGCGGUGAUCAGCCUGCCAGAGGAACAGGUCUGCGGCGCCAUCGGCCUUUGCAGCGCAUCUUCCCUUCACCGUGGCGGUGCGGCCAAGGCGGCAGCUUCCAGGCGGCUGCUGGUUGAGGAUGAGGCGCUUGGCGCGCCCGACCCGGUCUGCCAGUUCUGCGAGAUGGCCGUCAGCUACGUCAAGAUAGCUCUGGCGAACCACGAGACGCAGGAGCAGAUCAUCGGACAGCUGGACGGCCUGUGCGACACGCUCGCCAUCUUCUCAUCCUCCCAGGCGCUCGUGGACUGCGAAGCAAUCCCAUCCAUGCCCCCCGUCACCUUCACCAUCGCUGGAAAGAAGUUCACCCUCUCGGCCGAGGACUACGUGCUGCAGGUGAGUGCGGGCGGCGCGACUCAGUGCGUGAGUGGUUUCAUGGGGCUCGAUCUGCCGCCGCCAGCCGGGCCGCUGUGGAUCCUGGGUGACGUAUUCAUGGGCGCCUAUCACACCGUCUUUGAUGUCGGCAACGAGCGCGUCGGGUUCGCUGACUCAGUCCGCUGAGUCACCCGCUGACGUGACCCCUACUCACCCAGCAUUCUGCCCUCACAGAGUAAGUGCUUAUUGGAGCAGCUGCGUGGGGAGGUACUGCGGUAGUGCCAAGUACUGAGGUGGUGAGACCUGUUGAACCAGCCUUUGUCUCGACGAAGUCUGAGCAGCUGCGGUGGAAAGAAGAGCCAAUGCUGUGUGGCAGGGAUCCUGAAUGAAGGCAAUAAGCGGGGCAGGUGUCACAGGGUGCUAACUGGUCCAAGCUCUGAGUUUCUCAAGAACGCAAGUGCUGGUGGGUGACAAAUGCACGGGUAAUAGUGGAUGCUUUGGCAUGUUUGAAUUGUGCAUCAACAAUAUGUGCAUCAACACAGUGUUCCACUAUUGCAGACAUGAUGUCCUGAAAUGAAGAGAGUGCCUGCAAAGAGAUGAUUGAAAAUGCAGUAAUUCUGCUGGAAUUUCAUUUGAAUUUCUUUUUGUCGCCCAUGUGUACGAUAUGUUUGUGCGUGCAGACCGCUAGGAUGAGCCAAUUUCUGGCUGCUGAACACAGAGAUGUGAUGCAUAUGUAAUGUUCAGAUCGCUAGC
Molecule: messenger RNA, 2131 nt
Organism: Coccomyxa subellipsoidea C-169
Lineage: Eukaryota; Viridiplantae; Chlorophyta; Trebouxiophyceae; Coccomyxaceae
Product: putative aspartic protease
Exons: 9
Coding region: 38-1564 (508 amino acids)
Biological process (GO): lipid metabolic process; proteolysis
Molecular function (GO): aspartic-type endopeptidase activity
Source: RefSeq, a predicted model, not a curated record